This is a messenger RNA of Lodderomyces elongisporus, 2499 nucleotides long. It is a transcript of the gene ZCF19, whose product is annotated as Zcf19p. Bases 1 to 2499 code for a protein of 832 amino acids. Gene Ontology annotation, molecular function: DNA-binding transcription factor activity, RNA polymerase II-specific; zinc ion binding; transcription cis-regulatory region binding. Gene Ontology annotation, cellular component: nucleus. The record is from RefSeq and is a predicted model, not a curated record. NCBI's taxonomy places the organism in Eukaryota, Fungi, Ascomycota, Pichiomycetes, Serinales, Debaryomycetaceae. Gene Ontology annotation, biological process: regulation of DNA-templated transcription. The transcript has a single exon.
AUGUCGACCUCGACUUCCAAUCUGGUGCUAGCAAAAGUGAGUGGUGAAAAGGAGAUGUUUAACAAUAAAGUUAGCAAGCAAAUAGUCUCGACGAGGCAAAAAUCAAAAGCGGCUCCUAAAAGCGCAACAAGAUGUUCAGCACAGGCUUCACGUGCAUUAAAGGCAUGCGAUCUAUGCCGAAAACAAAAAACCAGGUGUCUUCGAUCACCAGACAAACCCAACUCCUGUGUACGAUGCAGUUUUAUCAACAAGGUGUGCUCAUUUCAGUCAGAAGCACUAGACGAUCUAGAGGAGAACGAGACUACUAAUUCCAACGGCAUUUCCAAUGAUGGACUGAACAAUAGGAAUUUGUUGCGAAGUAGUGGAGAUAAAUUGGACAUUAUUUUGUAUAAAGUAAAUGAGCUCCUCGCAAUAGCAAGAGGUCACCAAGGAACUUUAACAAGUCCAACAAAAAUAGGGACAGAUGGGAAAUUGGGAGUGACGGAGACAGUGGAUACAACGAAUUCAAUGAAUUCAGUAGAGGCAAUGGAGGCAAUGGGGCGAUCUGGGUCACGUGCACUGAUGAUCAGUUCAGAAUUGGGAGCCAUUGAUGGCCUUUCAGCUCUUUCAAAGAGCGGUGUACGAUUGGGUAUUGAGACUGGGAAAUUUAGCCAGUCAAACUCUAAUUGUGCUACAGAGACAGAUACAGAGACUGAUGAUAUGAUGCAAGAAGAAUUUAGUUUUGAUACCAAAUCCACAACACUAAAGACUUCCCCAUUUUCAAUCAUUGCAAGAGAAACUGGAUUUGCAUCAAAUAAAACUUUAGAUGGAACCAGUACACACGGCUCAUCCAAUAUACUUUUGAUGCCAAUGAUGAAGAUAAUGUUUUCGACACCGAAAAGAAAAAAUGACAACAAAGUAAAUAAUUCUACUUUGGUUGAUGAAGUUUUGACAAACGUACAAGUUCUUGAACUAGUUGAAGAUUUUAGGCGCAAUUAUGGCCGGUGGGUGUCAUUUCCUUCUACUCUUUCGACUGCAAAACUUGUUCAAGACCUCAGACAAAGCUCACCCUUAUUACUAACUACUUGCUGCAUAACAAGCUUUCGAUACUCUGUAUUUGAAAACAAGGAAACGAUUGAAAUCUUUCAAAAAUUAGCCAAAGUUUUGGUGUACGAGUUGAAAGAUGCGCUUUUUAAAUAUACGUGCUACACAGAUAAUGAAUUUGGUGUAGUUGAAUUUCUACAAAGCUUGGUGGUUCUCAGUAUAUACGCAUCUUCCAUAACUUCAUUGGUUGGCAGUGUCUCGAAAUUAAGUAUGGAAGAUCCUGAGCUUUCUGAUUUUCACCUUGAUGCGUGGCAGCUAUCAAGUAUUGGUUUAACUACGUUUUUAACAAGAUCAACUUUCCAAUUGUUUCAAAUCAAUACAAAGAAAACAGUUGUAGCACUUGAUAAAAAAGCGAAUGCAAACCAAAAAAUAAAAGUAAACCUGAAACUGGACUUGCACUUGAACUUGAAUCAAGGUUCAGCUUUCAAUCUGGAUAAGCAACAACAGUUACCAUCACAAAACGGAAAAUAUGAGACACUCACCAUAUUGCGGAUCUUCAACCAUCUAUGCUUAGUUCAUAUUAUUCAUUCAGUAUUUUCAGCAAGAGCAGCGGUGUUGGAUGACGAAAGAAUAAAUUUUUGCGAUUCUGCUUUGAAUUUGUUUAAUGCAACAAACUUUGAUGGGAGAAUGGUUGCCGAGAUUGGUGUGCUAUAUCUCACGUACAAAUACCUUCAACUAAAUAGUAAAAACAGUAUUGUUACUGCAUCCAGCGAAAAAAGUCUGGCCCAGAUUGAACUUGAGUAUGAGCAAGUAUUCCAAGAGUUAAAAAAUUGGCACAAUAGGUGGGAGUAUCUUCUCGAGCAACCAGCAAUGCAAUUUGUUGAGUUUACAUUCAAUUUCUGCUCGAUGCUUAUUCAUUAUGUGCAUAUAUAUCAACUUUCAUACUCGCGUCAGAAUAUGCAAGCAACAAAGAAUACAUCAGCAACACCUACAUCAACUGCUGAGAGUUCUAUACCAUUAUCAUCAACUUCUUCAUCAACUACAUCAACAGCAUAUUCUCGACCUGAUUCUGAGUCGUUGUCCAUUUUGUUACGCCUGGCCGAUACAGACACUUUGAUUAAAAUGCACAGCUGCGCGCAAUAUGUGAUUGAUCAUGCAAACGGCAUCGAGAACGACCUGUAUUUUGCAUAUCUUUCCGAUCAAAUUCAUUUUUGCUGCUACUUUUGUGCAUUAUUUUAUAUUCAACUCGAGUCAAUUUUACAGGAGCGAGUAAAUACAAAGACUAUCGAUAUUGCAGGGCUAAAAGAGUUUACGAAACAAAGUCACGAGCAACUGAUACUGGAUAUACAACAGCUCUUUUUGAGAUUCGAAAGAAUCGCUAUAGAGACAGAAGAUGACAACCCCUCUAGAUAUGCCACUGAUUUGAAAGACUGGUGUUUGAAAUUAUUUCAAUUAAAAUUGAGAAAUCAGAGUUGA